CGGAUGGCAAGUCGUGGCAUCAGUCAAACCCGGGACUUCGGUCAUGUUAGUGACAGUCUUGCCGUUCUUCUUGGCCGCGCACGUCGCCGUCGACGACCCCCGCCGGCAAUCGGAAUGGACCGCGUACGGUGCCGAGUGCACUUACGACGUCCUCGUGAUGAUGUCCCUGGAGAACAUCGUCCGGCCGGACGAUAAUUUCUGCUCCACCAUCGCGUCCGAGCUCAAGUGCCGGCCCAAGGGCCAGGACACCCUGAGCUGCCGCUUCCAGAACUCGCGGAUCCGGCACCCGCGUCCGGAGGAAGGCAGGUGCACGAACGCGAUGGGCUUCGUGCCGACGCGGACGAGAUUCGUCGACGAGGAGCCCUUCGAGAUUCGCUUCAACUCGAGGGGCAUCGAGAACCUGGUGGUGCACAGGACGAUCCCCAGAUGGCAGCUGGACAUGAUCAAGGUCAUAGUCAGCCAGCUGAACAUCGGCUUCGAGUCGUGGGAACAUCGCGACCGCUUCGCCAUCAUGGAGAACUCGACCAUGGGCCACUGCGAGGUCGACGUCAAGAUCACACGUGAUGAUGGCUGGAUCAGCGAGGAGGAUCAUCACCACGACGACGACGACGACGACGACGACGACGACGACGGACACGAUGACGAGCACGAUGACGAGCACGACGAUCAUCACAAUGACGAGGAGGAGGGCUCCAGCGAGGAGGAGCUGAAGGAGGGUGAAGACUUUGAGAUCAAAUUCAUGACGCAUAACGAAGAGUUCACGCGUACCGUCGACGGCACCUUCCACGUGCAGAAGCUGCGCCAGCCCAAGAGAUGCCCGCGAAGGUCGAUCUACUUCUUCGGGAACGAGGAGGACUACAGCCGCGGCGAUAGAGAACUCUACAUGGACAUGACCGACUCAGUGAGUCACGUCAAGAUCAACAAGCACAAGUUCGUGUCCUUCUCGAUAACGGCGGGCGUUAUGAAGACGGCGAACAAGUCGCGGGUGAUGCGACCUCAGCAGGUCAUCAGCCUGAAGCUGAAGCGAAUAGAUCUCGCGCGACACUCACUGCCGGAGAUCCAGAAUCCAGCAUCAACGAGUCUGUUCGCGUUCUCGCACCUGGAAACGAUCCCGGAGGAUGCGUGAUCGCGACAACGCGUAUCGCCUUGAAGAUACUCACGAGUUUCCGACGAAUGAGAUUCCGAUCAAGCGCCGUUAAAGAAUAAGUAAAAACGUUCCCCGAAACAAUUGCCGUUCGGUUCAAUUAACUCUUUGCUGUCGACACGAAGAGCCCGCGUCAGGCUCCGAGGAUUGAAGAUUGAAGGUCGCGAUGGUUGGAGAUGAGAGAGCUCGGCCAAUCGGAGGAGAACGAGAAUCGAAAUUCGCGUCGAAUUCUCAUGUCCGAUCCGCAAUUCUCAAUCUCCAACACCCAAUCUGACACCCAAUCGCUUCAAUCGGGAGACGUCGCCGGUUACCGAGGAGAGAUCGGUUGAAUAAAUCAGAGAGAGAGAGAGAGAGAGAGUCGAGCAGACAUUUUCGGAAACGGAAUUUCUGCUCUUCAGGACGAAACUCCUGGUCCAAGGACUAGCGAGAACGGGAAAUUCGGGCGAAACGCGUUCGUCGUCCGUUCGUCGUCACGUGGAUUCGACCGAUCUUCUUCCGGCCGUGCGUCUUCCUCGCGUGCAUUCCGCCGAGUGUAUGUAAGCAUUAAUCAAAACAAUGUGUAACUCGUCGCGGAGCGACUCUCACGAGUCAUAAAUCGUUGGAUGUAGCUGCAAUAAAGGACCACCUGAAACGAGA
Messenger RNA from Harpegnathos saltator (Jerdon's jumping ant), 1780 nucleotides. RefSeq lists its product as uncharacterized. The record is from RefSeq and is a predicted model, not a curated record. Bases 44 to 1126 code for a protein of 360 amino acids. Lineage: Eukaryota; Metazoa; Arthropoda; Insecta; Hymenoptera; Formicidae. Gene Ontology annotation, molecular function: lipid carrier activity. The transcript is spliced from 3 exons. Gene Ontology annotation, biological process: lipid transport.